GAUAAUGACCGUUUAACAGGUAAUGUAAUCAGUGUUAGGGUUCAAAAUUAAAGGAUUUAAAAGGCUGCUGUGAUGGAAGACCUUUCCAUUAUCUCCUCCAUCAGAAAUUGUUUUGCUUCACUGCUGAGAUUUCUCACACAUUCAUAACUGAGUAAGCAGGACCACGAUGUCAUCAGAGACCAAUCUGAAUAGUUCACUUAAGCUCGCCACUUCCACAACCCAGGCGCAUGUUCGAUUUCAGCGAUUCGGGGCCCAGCAGAACAAAAAAAGACGAGCCCACAUUGCAGGUGGCCUUAAACGCAAAAUGACACCAUUUGAGCGGCGGUAUUCAGAGCUGGGUCACGACUUGAUUCCUGAGAAGAAGAGAAUAGACUAUGUUCUGGUUCAUCCCCAUCGGCGUCUCGAGGAGCAUGACAGUAAAAACAAAAAGUUGGACUAUGAAAGACAUGAGUCAAAUCGUUCCCAGUUUGAAGUGGCUUGCAAAGCAGAAGGGCUGAGGAUACAAAAAGACAUAGUGGGGAACAUGGUCUACACUAAACUCCAUACCCCAUUCAAAAGGAUGUGCCUAGAGGCAGAGAGGAUUAAUAUGGAAAUGCCACUCAGAGGGUGUGAGAUAUAUGAUGAUGGUCCAAGCAGCAGCUGUUCACUUUGGGUGGAGAAACACUUUGAGACAGAUGAUGAAGUGGACUUUGUGAGUGCCCCGUUCCUCAUGGACCGAAUCCACCUGUAUCAAGGUUAUGAAGAUCCCAGCAACUUCUUCAGGCCUGCACAAAGGAGUUGGCUGACACACACAAUCUUGAUAAACAUGGAUAUGCGCAAGUGUGCUACCCAAAGAGAAAUGUCUUCAGUAAAAGAAAGCACCAGAAAAGCAUCUGAGGAGAGGGUGAAAUAUUCCAAGCACAUGGGUUUGCCAUACCUGCUGAUGAAGGGCAGCUACACUGACGCAUAUAUACUCCACGAUGAGUCUGAGACUGACCCCAUCGACUUAGAGAAGAGAAAAGCUGAGAAGAUGAAAUCAAAAGUUGACAAAGUGCCUCUGGGGGGUGGAGCAGCUAGGAAUGAGGACGGGGAUAUCUCAUUGGGAAAACUGCCAGAUCUGGACUUUGACCCUCGCAAGGACCUCAAUAACUCCUGGACAAAGUUCUUCAAGUUUCAACCCUUGUGGAAAGUACGGAAUUACUUUGGAGAGAAAAUUGCGCUGUACUUUGCCUGGUGUGGCCAGCUUAUAACAUCUCUGUGGAUCCCUACCAUCUUCGGUGUGUGUGUUUUUUUCUUUGGCAUCUCAGAAAGUGUCUUCAAACACAAUGCCCUAAUUGAGAGUAAGACGAAUCGCAAUGUUACCUCAGAUGACUUUUUUGAAGGAGCCAAAGAGACGAUCACUUUUCUGCUGACUGUCAUCAAGGAGGCCUUUGAUAAUGAAAUUACACCAUAUUUUGCACUGGUUGUGUGUUUAUGGGGUACUAUUUUCUUGGAAUUCUGGAAGCGUAAGAACGCCACCUUGUCAUACGAGUGGGACGUGGACCAGUAUGAAAACAAUGAACCUGACAGACCUCAAUUCUACGGCACUAAGAAGAAACCUGAUCCCGUCACCAGAGAGCUGAACUGGUUUUAUCCUCUCAAAAGAAAAUUCCUCAAGUAUUGUGCCUCAUUUUCAACUUUACUUUUUAUGGUACUUCUGGUGUUCGUCAGUGUGGUGGGUGUGAUUGUCUACCGUCUUGUGAUGACAGUGGACUUUUGUCCUAACAUCUCAUCCGUCCAAUGCCUCAUCCUCACUAGUAUCCUCUCAUCUGUCCUCAACGCCAUCUCCAUCCUCCUCCUGGGAAAGAUUUACGAUAAGCUGGCGGUUCUGCUGACAGAUUGGGAAAACCAUCGCACCCAAACAUCAUAUGAUGACGCCUUGAUCAUGAAACUCUUUGGAUUCCAGUUUGCCAAUUCCUACACAUCUUGUUUUUACAUAGCUUUCUUCAGAGGGAGAGACUUUGAUUCGAAUGGUGUGUUUGGGAUGGGUGGAAACUACGUGGAUGGUUGCACAGAUGACAACUGUAUGUCACAGCUGUCCUUCCAAAUCCUCGUUCUCAUGAUCAUGAAGCCUUUCCCCAAGUUCUUUAAGGAUAUCAUAUUACCGUUUCUUCGAAAGUUGUGGAGAAUGCGCCCCUCCUGGUGCUGCUGGUGCUGUGGUCAGAACAAGAAUAAGGUGGACGAGGAGUCGGGGGCGUCCCCGGCGGGGUCUCGACGCCUGGCCUUCCAGCAGUAUCUGGAGAGGGAGAGAGAGAAGCCUGUCCUAGGCGACUUCACUCUAGCAGAGUACACAGAGAAAGUUAUCCUCUACGGCUACCUUAUGCUGUUUGCAGCUUCCUUCCCGCUGGCUCCCCUUCUUGCCCUGGUAACAUUGCUCAUUGACAUUCGGGUGGAUGCGAGACGGAUUCUCUGGUGGUACAGGCGUCCAGUUGCAUUUAUCGCUCAGGAUCUGGGGAUGUGGUACUCCAUUCUGAACUUCCUUAACAUUUUUGGAGUGGUGUCCAACUCUUUCCUGAUAGCCUUCACAUCCAGCUGGGGCAGCCAGUUCAGCUCUUACCACAAACUCUGGGUCGUCAUUUUAUUUGAGCACAUCGUGUUUGUGGUCAAAUUUCUGCUAGCCUACAUCAUUCCAGACAUUCCUUCAGAUGUCAAGCUGGCCAUCAGAAGGGAAAAGUACCAAGUGAACCGAAUCUUAGAAUCAGCCAAAAAGAAUAUUCCAACAGAUUUUCACAACCUUGUUCCUGAGCCUGUCAAACCAUCAGAAACCUCUUCACUUACCACUAAUGCCUUCAGCAGUCUCCCACCUUUACACCCUGUGAAUGAGAAUCUCAGACAGGAAGCACUCAACCACAGCUAUGGGACUGUGAGCUCUUCAGGAGUGGUUCCGUUAGAUACAACAACUGAACCAGAUGAUCAUGACACCAAAGCACCCUACACCCCUAGUUCACCCUCACCGUACAAGCUUCCUCGUGGUGAUGAUGAGACAUUGACCAAUCAGGCGAGGUACUGGCACCCCACAGACCUUAAUCACAGUCAGACAUAGCAUCAGUAGUGCCCAGCGUCCGUGGUGUGCAUGGAAUGCUUGAGCUUGAGCUAUGGCAAAGACGGGACGACGUACGAAGGGGUAAAGGAUAAGUUCCCAGAUGGACAUUCUUCUGAGUUGUAGAGAAUUAACUCUUCAUUGGGAAACAGAUUCCAUAUUUGUACAUGUGAUGAAGGUCACCUUGUUCCAGGACCAGAAAUUAUGGUUUAUAGUAGUACUGUAUAUUUGUGCGCACAAGUUCCUUAUGCCUAUAAAGGUAUAAGGUCAUACUGGAUGCUGCAGACUGCCGGUUUGACAGUGAAAGUACAAAAGGUAGACCAAAUGAUGCAUUGUUUACAUGUUCUGUCAGGGUGUGCUCCUUCUCUCCAAUAUUGUUCUCGUACAUUCAGUUUUAGGGAAUUUAUGGAAGUGUCACAAUUAACUUUGGCAUUUGUUCUCCUAAACAGAUGAUAACCAAGUAUUCUAUUCUAUACGAAGAAAUUUUUAAUUGUCUGAGAAAUGCCAUUAGUUUCCCACUGGCUUGUCAGGGGUGUGCCUUUAGUAAGCCUGUGGAAUGCCAGUAGUGUCCCACUGGCUUGUCAGGGGUGUGCCUUUAGUAAGCCUGUGGAAUGCCAGUAGUGUCCCACUGGCUUGUCAGGGGUGUGCCUUUAGUAAGCCUGUGGAAUGCCAGUAGUGUCCCACUGGCUUGUCAGGGGUGUGCCUUUAGUAAGCCUGUGGAAUACCAUUAGUGUCCCACUGGCUUGUCAGGGGUAUGCCUUUAGUGGACCAGUGUGACCACAGAACAAUGCUAGAAGCCUACUUCUUGGCUAUUGACCUAACUAUUAGUGUGGCUAGCUGUUGAUAUCCAAAUGGUUAGCUACAUUAUUGGAUUCCUAGUUCCUAGCUAUUGAUGUCCAAGUGCCCAGCUAUUGGUGUCCUAGUGCCUAGCUAUUUGUGUCCAAGUUACUAGCUAUUGGUAUCUAAGUGGCCAACUCUUGAAUUCCUAGUGCCUAGCUGUUAGCUCUUGGAUUCCUAGUGUGUUUCUCGUGAUGUCUUAUUGACUAGCUAUUGGUGUCCUAGUGUCUGGCUAUUGGUAGAUUAUUGGCUAGCUGUUGGAUUCCAAGUGGCUUUCUCUUGGUGUCUUAGUGGCUAACCGUUUGUGUCCUAGUGCCUAGCUAUUAAUGUCCUAGUGACUAGCUAUGGGUGUCCUAGUGACUAGCUAUUGGUGUUCAGGUGGUUAGGUAUUGGUGUCCUAAUGGCUAGUUAUUGGUGUCCUAGUGGCUAUCUCUUGGUGUCUUACUGGUCUACAUGUUGUUGUCUUGCUGGCUAGCUGCUGGUAUUCUAGUGGCUAGCUGUUGGUAUUCUGUUGGCUAGCUGUUGGUAUUCUACUGGCUAGCUGUUGGUAUUCUAGUGCCCAGCUGUUGGUAUUAUAGUGGCUGGCUGUUGGUAUUCUAGUGGCUAGCUGUUGGUAUUCUAGUGCCUAGCUGUUGGUAUUCCAGUGGCUAGCUGUUGGUAUUCUAGUGGCUGGCUGUUGGUAUUCUAGUGGCAGGCUGUUGGUAUUGUAGCGAUUUUGUUUUUAUGUAUAUAUCUUCUUAACGAUACAGAUAUCCCAGUUCCAAAUCACACCAUUUACUACAGGGGAAAGCACAAUAUUGGUAGCGUGAAUCACCCAGUGUCGAACUCUGGAACAAUAUCUGUAUACUGCUGGAGACGUUCGCUACUAUGGAUUCUUUUGAAUGUCAGCUCGGUCAGUCCGUGUCAUUCAGUAGUAUGUUUGGGAAAACCACUAGUUAGCUCUGAACUUCGAAUAACCAAGAAAAGUCCGAUUUUUAAAGUUCAACAAACAGCAGCAACAGUUUUAUUAAAAUAGAGUGACAGGAGUAUGUUAAUAUAUAUAUAUAUGUAAAAGUGCCAGUACUGUGUACAAGCACAACAUCUGUACUUCGGAUGGUUCAGAUAACUGUGUUAGGGAUAUCUCAGGGAGGUAUUAAACCUAGUGCUGCUGUGAUAGUGGUAUGUCCUACUGGUGUUAUAUAGACAAUAUGUCAGCCAUGUGUGGGGACAUUAUCCGUAAAUAAUACUUUCAGGUCUUCUCUGGGAGUAACAGUUCCAGAAUUGGUCCAGUAAUAACUUGGGAAAACGAGUUUCAAAUUCUGGGACUCGGUGUCUCACUGUGCCGAAACUGGGAAUCCCAGUCCCACUAUUGCUCAGGGGCACUUAUGCACAAAUUCUCCCAGUAUAAAUGUUUCAGCUCAUACUUGGGAAUUAUAAAAUUUUGGUCCAGAAAAUCCCAGUUACAAACUAUUGAGAUAUACUGUCUCAAUCAUGGUUGGGAAUAUCAGUCUCACAGCCUGGGAAAGUCAGUCCCACAGCCUAGGAACACUUGUGUCACAAUUUGGAACUAGCAGUCCCACUGUCUCUAGGCAUGCUCCAUAGCUGAAAUCCCACUUCAGUGCUGACAACUUAUCUAGCUACCACUUCACACUGCUUGUAUACAUGUAAAAUACCUGCCUUAGAAAGCUAACUAGGUGGAAAUUUAGAUGUUAACACGACGGUGGUCCGAGAUCAUCUGGGACUAAAAGUGGGAAUUUGCCCGGUAUUUAUAGUCUACGCUCAUAAAUAUUCAUGAGUACCAAGGAUGGUACUCAGAGCACUGAUUGGCUAAUACCAAAGUAACAACAUCUGUGUAUAGAAAUACUAUACAUGUACAUGCGUAUCUAAUGUCAUGGCACAUUUUUCUUUCUUUUUCUUAAUAAUGGAAAGAUGAACAAUAACUUGUAGGUAGAAAGGAGAUGAGCCUGUGGAGUGAAACUAUUUACUUUCGCAAAUACAAGUUAAUGCCCCUUUUGAAACUCUUCAAUAUGAGUUAACACUAAAGGAUGUCGUAAAGUAGACAACCUCGUCUAGCGGCAGUUCACCGUGAACGACGAUCGUGCGCGGCGAAACAACAACAACAACCACAAAAAUGAUUUAGUGUCUUAAACUUGGUAUAAAGGAUGUUUUAUGCCAAAAUCAUGCCACAGUCAGUGAGUACUAAUGUUGUUUUUAACUGGAAAGAUGCUGUACGUGGUUUGUUACAGCAAGAAUAUGUCCAAAAAGUAAUGGAAACGCUACUCGAAUUUGUCACUUCAAAAUAUUAACAAUGGCGGAUGUUUCGCCAAACUUAAGGUCGCUAAAAAAAAUGUUGUUAGCAACCUAGCCAAACAAUAUCCGAUCACCAAGCUUGGAGAGAAACUCCUUCAACAUGUCAGUGUAUUAUACGUGAAAUAUGGUGUUCUAAUUAAGUCAUCAAGUGUUAAAAUUCUUACGUUGGAAGGGACAGGGGUGCACGGAAACUGUGUCCUUCAAAAGUUAUAUUAAGGCGCCAAAAACAACUUGCUCUCAUGAGUCAACAAAAUAUCCUGUCUCUAUAUGUUACAAAAAAAAACAUAUAUAUAUUUCAAAAUAUUCCACAAAAAUUCUAAUUUAAUUUGAGGAUAUGUCUAACCCAUAAAAAUUUACAUUCUACUGGUAAAACCUGUGUCUACGUUAUGGACAAGGCAGAAAAUUAACCCCUAACCUCCCAUGCAAUUAUAUGAAAUAAUAUACUGUCUCUAGCAAAAUCGCCACAGUAUUCUAGUGGCUAGCUGUUGGUAUUCUAGUGGCUAGCUGUUGGUAUUCUAGUGGCUAGUUGUUGGGAUUCUAGUGGCUGGUUGUUGGUAUUAUAGUGGCUAGCUGUUGGUAUUCUAGUGGCUAGCUGUUGGUAUUCUAGUGGCUGGCUGUUGGUAUUCUAGUGGCUGGCUGUUGGUAUUCUAGUGGCUGCUGCUGUUAGUAUUUUAAUGGCUGGCUGUUGGUAUUCUUGUCCCUGGCUGUUGGUAUUCUAGUGGCUGGCUGUUGGUAUUGUAGUGGCUGGCUUUUGGUAUUCUAGUGGCUGGCUGUUGGUAUUCUAGUGGCUAGCUGUUGGUAUUCUAGUGGCUGGCUGUUGGUAUUCUAGUGGCUGGCUGUUGGUAUUCUAGUGCCUAGCUGUUGGUAUUUUAGUGGCUGGCUGUUGGUAUUCUAGUGCCUAGCUGUUGGUAUUCUAGUGGCUAGCUGUUGGUAUUCGAGUGGCUAGCUGUUGGUAUUCUAGUGGCUAGCUGUUGGUAUUCUAGUGGUUAGCUGUUGGUAUUCUAGUGGCUGGCUAUUGAUAUUCCAGUGGCUAGCUGUUGGUAUUCUAGUGGCUAGCUGUUGGUAUUCUAGUGGCUACUUUUUGGUGACCUAGAGCCUAGCGGUAUUUAGCAGCCUAGUGGCUAUUAGCAUGUCACGCAAAAGCUUUAGCCUUGUUGGUACUGUCUGUAUAGGAAAUGCUCAGUCUUGAAAUUAACCCAGAACUUGGAUGGCAGAAUUACAUGUGGUAUUUCAGUGGUAUUGAAUUUAAGCAUUGAUAUUUGUGCUGUAGGUGCUUGUCGGGAAAAAACAUGUAAUUAGACAUGUUAGAUUGUACAGAAAUCUAAAGUUAUUUGCUGAAAACAUACAUAGAACUUUUUACCAAAAAUUUAGUGUUAAUAUAUUACUGAAGUAAUGAAUGGUAUUUAUUAACUAUGUUUUUUUAAUUUUUACAACCAGUAUCUAAUAUAGAUGUAUUUAUUUAUUUACCUGUACUGUAGAUUCUGUUAUAUGGUAUUCCAUUGGCUGUUGAUUUACUAUUGCUGAUAGUGGUAGAUCUCUGCGACAAGACUCAUCAUCUUGUGCAUAGGCUUGUAUCAUGACUGUGUAAAACAAAGUGCUUCUUUAUGUGUGUUUUUGUGAGUUGGUCAUGUUAUUAUUGGCAAACACUCAGGAAUAUUGGAUUACCACUGAUUACAUUUCAAACGUGAGCUUAGAAAUGGACUUUAUGUUAAUGAAACAGUUUGUAAAAGAAAGGAUGACUACAUGUGCAGAGGUACCACUUUGGUCACUAUUUAUAAUACAAAGCUUUUAAAAAAAUAACUGUGAUUAGUAAAAUUUUCAAGCGCUUUAUUCAUGUGAAAAGUUAGUAGAUUUAUACAUUCUACAUCGUGUUCAAGUUCUAUAAGUUGUUUCAUGUGUUGGCGGAAGGUAUGUUUGACAGGACCGUUGGCAUUGUGUAUUUAAAAUGUAUUUUGUACGAAUGUUUUGGAGAAUUUGACUCUAUUAACCUCAUUGAUCGUACCAAAGUGUGUUGGUAAUUUCACCGCCAUGAACCUAUAUUUGGAACAUGGCAGCAGCAAAGUUUUACCAACAGUUAACAUCUUAUUAUGCAACUUAACAGCCUUGUAGCAUUUAUUUGGUUAAUACACGGAGCAUUGUGAUGAAGACGAGUUUACAUUAGCUCUGUUCAACUCAUGGAGUGUUUAUACAACAGGAGUCUGUGAUGUCCAAUAUUAUAGUACAAUAUUUGGCAUUUUCGCCACACUGAUGACGACUGCUGGAAAAUUCAGCGUGAAACGAGAUUUUUAUAUGGCAGGCUUUUUUUGGUAAGGUGUCAGUCCUUAUUAGAUUUCCAUCCGAAGUUUGUAACUUUUUAAAAUCCUUGUAUGAAUGUCAGUCCUAAUGACAUUUGAUUUGUCUAUAAAUUGUAAAAUCCGUUACACUGAGCCCUUGUUCUGAUUAAUUUAUAUAUAUAUCUUUUUACUUACCUGUUAUUUUCUUCAUACAUAUACGUCUUUGAAAGGUUAACUCAAGAGAAUCUCAAAAUCUUCAUAAAAAGUAUUUGUAUUUGUAUUUGUUCAAUACAGGAUAUAUAUACAUGUUUAUGUUAUUCACAAACAAAUAUUUUGACAGAAAUCGUAAAUUUUACAGUUGUUUUAUGUUGAAUCAUGUUGAAGCUGGUACCAUGUCCUCGUGUCUGUGAUAUAUUGUUUGGAGGCGUACGAGUAGCACAAUUAUUGACAGUAACUGUUACUUUCAUGGUUUUUAUACCAGUACUGCUGUAAUGUUUAUGGCUUAAUAUUCACUUAGAAAUAUCUUCUUGUCUUAGUUUUAUGCUCUUUACCCCAGGCAAAGCUUUUACUUUAUGUUAAUUAUUAACAGAAUGUCAUCUCUCCGUUUCUCUGCAGUUUUAAUUUAUUUUUCAUUUUUCUGUGGUGACAAUAGCUCUCUCAAAUACUUGGUGGUAAUUUAUGUAUAAUUCCUCUAUCAUACUUAUUAUUGUUCAUGGCUUUUAAACCCAAUAAAACAACUUUGCAAA
Messenger RNA from Liolophura sinensis, 9203 nucleotides. RefSeq names its product anoctamin-4-like. Gene Ontology annotation, molecular function: protein dimerization activity; chloride channel activity. Gene Ontology annotation, cellular component: plasma membrane. The transcript is spliced from 24 exons. The coding region runs from base 167 to 3061 and encodes 964 amino acids. NCBI's taxonomy places the organism in Eukaryota, Metazoa, Mollusca, Polyplacophora, Chitonida, Chitonidae. Gene Ontology annotation, biological process: chloride transmembrane transport. The record is from RefSeq and is a predicted model, not a curated record.